AUGUAUGUUAUGCUCAUUUCUUUUACACUAAUUAAAACACAACUUCUAGGGCCUUGGAUCAUAUUCUUUUGCUUGUGAAGAAACAACAUUUUGAAGAAAUGUUGUCUUGUAUUCGAAACAAGAAUUUGGUAUGCUACCAUAAUGAUUUAAAAAAGGAGUUCUUGGAAUUGGAAUUGAGGGUUGAAGGAAAGUUAUUGACAGAAUUGGGAAAUACGAUGGCUAUAAUCGAACAUUCAAGUCGAAAGUACAUAAAGUGUCAGAUAUUUGAUAUUUACAAAGCAGCAGAUGAUCUGGAUGCCAAGAUAUUAGACAUUUUUUUAGCUUAUAUGGAUAAGCUUCCUGAUGAACCCUUGUUAAAUCAUACAAUCAAAGAGACUGAAUUGAUAACAAAGUUUUUGGAUCCAAUAUUAAAUGGGAUGUUAAAUGAGGAUGAACGCCCAGAUGCAGAGAUGGUUAUUUUAAAACAAAGAACCAUUGAUUACAAUUUUGGAUGCUGUGAGGUGAAGAUCAGCGAUAGCAGUAGCAAUACUAUCCAGUUGCAUAAUGAUAUGAUGAAGUUGGCAAGAUUUGGAAAAAAGCUUUGUGAUGAAGAGGAUUUGAAUGGUAGCUUGUUGGCAUUGGCAGUUGGAAUGAAGCUUACGUUUUAUAUCAUGGUGAUGCAAUACAAACGUUUUCAAACUAAGCUGACAAGGAGUACUAUAUUAUUGAAGAUAUACGAAAAAAGGCUAUCAAACGCGAUUACCUGUCGACAGGUUCAGUGGCUACGUUUGAGGACAUGAAUUCUAUAAUGCAUGGGCUUCAAGAAGAUGUAAUGUUGGUAGAGGACCUUCAAAACGUAUAUAACGACAUAAAAACAGCGUUGUGUAAUUUAACAAAAGUUGAUGGCUCGUUCGUACU
Mucor mucedo is the source of this 897-nucleotide messenger RNA. RefSeq lists its product as uncharacterized. The transcript has 5 exons. Bases 99 to 779 code for a protein of 226 amino acids. The record is from RefSeq and is a predicted model, not a curated record. Lineage: Eukaryota; Fungi; Mucoromycota; Mucoromycetes; Mucorales; Mucoraceae.